AUGGAGAUGGAGAGGAUAAACAUAAUUGGAGAUUGCCUAGAAGCUGUUUAUCAUGAGAUAUCUGAGAAGAGGAUCAGCGUGCCACUGGGUAGAAUUAAGGAAGUUAUUGGAGAAAAGACAAAGCCUUCUGAUUAUGAAAUUGUCAAGAAUGUGGCUAAAGGUGGAUAUGGAGAGGUUUUUCUUGUGAGGAAAGGAAAGAUCUAUGCCAUGAAGAGGGUCUCCAAGGAAUUGGUUCUUAGACAGCCACACACUGCUCUGUUCAUGGCUGAAAAAGAAGCAAUGGUUGAUUGCAUUGGUAGCGAAUGGCUUGUUUGUGCUCAUAUGACCAUGCAAGAUGAAGAGUAUCUCUAUUACCUGAUGGAUUUCAUUCCUGGAGGAGACUUCAUGGGGUUACUAUCUAAGGAGGAUGUCUUGGAAGAGGAUUGGGUAAGAUUCUAUGCGGCAGAAAUUGUUGCAGCACUUGACGAGCUCCAUAAGUUAGGAUGGAUACAUAGAGACCUAAAGCCGGAUAACAUACUUAUUGGGAGUGAUGGGCACGUGAAGCUGGCAGACUUUGGUAGCUGUAUUAAGAUGAAGGAUGGGAAGGCAAGGUCAUCUAUUACGGUUGGAACGCCUGACUAUGUUUCUCCUGAUGUCUUGUGCUCUGUAAAUGAGGAAUGCGAGUACGGGGAGGAUGUAGAUUUCUGGACGCUUGGGGUUAUAAUUUACGAGAUGGUGUAUGGAACAACGCCUUUCUACUCUGAUACCUUGAUGGAGACAUAUCGAAAAAUAACAAAAGCAGAGUUUGGAUUUCCUUUCAAGGUAUCUCCAGAGCUUACAAGCCUGAUUGAGAGUUUGAUAACAACAAAGGAUAAAAGGAUCAAGAUUGAGGACAUAAAGAGCCAUAGGUUUUUUGAGGGGAUAGACUGGAAUAGGCUUAAGGAGCUUAGUCCUCCUUUUGUUCCUGAGAUAAGUGGGGAUUCUGACACAUCUCAUUUUGUGGAUACUCAAUUUGAUCCUGAGAGGAGGAAUCUGGAUGUGAAGGGGAAUUACAUGCCGUUUGUAGGGUUUACCUUUGAUCCGGGGUUUGUAUCCAAGUUUUACGGUAUGAUGGAAAAAGCAGAUUCUACUUGCAGCAGGAAGGAUUCCAAAAUCAGGGAGCAUGAAGAGGCCCAUAAGAAUCUUUUAACCAAGAUUUCUGAGAAUAAGGGGAUUCUUGAGUCACAGAAACAGGAAUUGAUGGGAAUGAAGAUGGAGCUUGAAAGCACUAGGAAGGAGCUGGAAGACUCAAAGAACGAAGUUCAACACCGCCAAAAAGAGCUCAAGGAUGUUUUAUCACAGUUGCUGUUUGAAAAAGAAGAGCUGGAAGAUGCCAAAGGUGAGCUUGAAAGGUAUAAAACCUGGCUGAAGGAUGUCACUGAGGAGGUAAACAACAAAGCCCUUCUCUCGGAAGAAUAUUCUAUUGCAGAGAAAGAGUCCAUGAACAUUUCCAAGUUUUCUGCUUCCACAGAGAGGUUAGAGAAGAGAGCCCUGUUUAAGGAGCUCUCUUUAGCGAUUCACGCAGCUGGGAAGGAGGUUGAAGAAAUCAUGAGUAUAUUCCAAGGCUUCCAGGAGUCCAUGAAUAAUCUAUCUGUGGAAAAUAAAGGCCUGAAGUCUGAGGUUGAAAUUUGCAAAGAGAAGUUCCAAGAAGUCCUUAGAAUAAAGGCAAUGGUUGAAUAUGAAAAUAAAAGCCUCAGUGAAAAGCUUAGGUCCGAAGGGUUAGAUAGCUUAAAAAGGCAACUUAGGCUAAAAACCGCUGAAGUUAAGGAGUACGAGCAGAAGCUUAAUCAAGAGAUACUCUUCAGAAAAAGCAUGGAGGAGGAGCUAAGCUUCCUGAAGAAGGAAAGAUCAAAAGUUCAUAGAGUAGCCGUAAAGCAGUCCUUUUCAUGCCAUUUAGUCAAUGGGGGAUCUAUAGUUGUAAAGAUAGAAGAAGACCGCCUCUGGGUAGGAGAUGAAGCCCAUCACAUCUCCAGCGUCUAUGUCGGAGAAUUGAGGCCUAAUGAGCUUCAUCAUCUUCCACAGAAAAAGAUACCAAUGACGCUAAGGAUUGUUUUUAUGAAUGAGGAGGUUAAAAGUGUGAGCUCGGCUGGGAGAAGAAGCCUGAAGUCUCUUGAAGAGGAUCUCAAUACAGAAAUAGCCAUCAAAGAAGGAAUAGAAAAGAUUAGAGCUUUACUUCAAGGCAAAACACUUGAAGAGGCCAACAUGCAGCUUGAAGGGUCGAACAGGAAGAUAAGUCAACUAAAAGCAGAGAUUGAGAGAAGUAGGAAAAGCACAAUUGUAGAGAACAUUCCAGAAGACCCUGUCAAGAUUUACGAGUUUAAUAACCACCUGUUUGCUGUUAAAACGCUGCCCCAAGGAUCUCUUUGUGACUUUUGCAAUGAAGUUUUGUAUGGGCUUGUCGAUCAAGGUUUUGAGUGCAGAGACUGCAAAAUGAUUGUACAUAGGUCUUGUUAUGUCCUUGGGGACAUUUCCUGUGAGCUUUAUUCUGCACUGAAAUCAGGGAAGACAUACUAUGUCACAAUGAGAACGAUUGAGGAAAAGGAAAAGCUUUUGAGUAUAACUAAAGGAUAUUGA
Molecule: messenger RNA, 2592 nt
Organism: Encephalitozoon romaleae SJ-2008
Lineage: Eukaryota; Fungi; Microsporidia; Unikaryonidae
Product: rho-associated coiled-coil containing protein kinase
Exons: 1
Coding region: 1-2592 (863 amino acids)
Biological process (GO): signal transduction; peptidyl-threonine phosphorylation; actomyosin structure organization
Cellular component (GO): cytoskeleton; cytoplasm
Molecular function (GO): protein serine/threonine kinase activity; ATP binding
Source: RefSeq, a predicted model, not a curated record